Kuraishia capsulata CBS 1993 is the source of this 762-nucleotide messenger RNA. RefSeq lists its product as uncharacterized. Lineage: Eukaryota; Fungi; Ascomycota; Pichiomycetes; Pichiales; Pichiaceae. Gene Ontology annotation, molecular function: thioredoxin peroxidase activity. The record is from RefSeq and is a predicted model, not a curated record. The coding region runs from base 1 to 762 and encodes 253 amino acids. Gene Ontology annotation, cellular component: mitochondrion; cytosol. Gene Ontology annotation, biological process: cell redox homeostasis; cellular oxidant detoxification; cellular response to oxidative stress. The transcript has a single exon.
AUGAUUUCCAAACAAAUUCUUAGCUGUUCGAGCUUCGCCUCCCGUCGGUGCAUUGUGAAAGCUCCAUUGACCCAAGUUGGUGUCAGAUUCAGGACUUUCAAUGCUGCCGAGCAACCAAGAAUCAGAAUCAACUCGAUUGUUCCAAACUUCAAGGCCCCUACUACUCUGGGAGACAUCGACUUUCACGAGUUUAUCUCUGGUUCUUGGACCGUCUUGUUCUCGCACCCAGCCGAUUUCACUCCCGUGUGCACCACUGAGUUGGGUGCCUUUGCUGCCUUGAAGCCAGAGUUCGAUGCCAGAAACGUUAAGUUGAUUGGUUUGUCUGCCGAGGGUGUCGAGAAGCACAAGGCCUGGGUCAAGGACAUUGAGGAUGUUUCUCUCGAAGGCAAAGAAUUCUCAUACCCUAUCAUCGGUGAUGAGUCCAGAGAGGUCGCUUUCCUGUUCGACAUGGUUGACGAAGAAGGUUUCAACAACAUCAACGGAGGACUCGUCCAGACAAUCAGAUCCGUGUUCAUAAUUGACCCAAGCAAGAAGGUCAGACUUAUCAUGACCUACCCUGCGUCCACUGGAAGAAACUCGGCUGAGGUCUUGAGAGUCAUCGACGCUCUUCAAUUGACCGACUCCAAGGGAGUUGUUACCCCAAUUGACUGGACUUCUGGAAAGGAUGUCAUUAUUCCUCCUACCGUUUCUGAUGAGGAUGCGAAGGCUAAGUUUGGCGAGUUCAGAAAGAUCAAGCCAUACUUGCGUUUCACCAAGGUUUAA